Molecule: messenger RNA, 8511 nt
Organism: Rana temporaria (common frog)
Lineage: Eukaryota; Metazoa; Chordata; Amphibia; Anura; Ranidae
Product: interferon-induced very large GTPase 1-like
Exons: 4
Coding region: 178-7665 (2495 amino acids)
Molecular function (GO): GTP binding
Source: RefSeq, a predicted model, not a curated record
GAGGGGUCCGAUCACUACAUCUGAUAGGAAACUCUCCCGGAUUGUUUCAUAUCUGGAAAUGUUCAUCGCCCCGUACAGACCAGAGAGAUGGCCCUUCUUCAUCAGACGGACAUGGCUGUCAGGACUCUGCUGAGCCAGUGAGGAAAAAGAGAUUGAGGGACAAUCCAGAUUACCAUUAUGGAUCCAGACCAAGGGGGCUUUUAUCACAACUAUCUUCUUCAGGAAGACAUCCAUAACAAGGAGGAAAUCAGUCAGGAAGAGAACAUGAAGGAAGGGUUCAGGAAUAGUAAGCAUAAGAAAGAGAACGCUAAUAUUAAAACCUUUAGUCAAGAAGAGAAUAUCCAGCAAGAUGAAGAGAACACCUGUGAGACAAAUGGCAUUAACCAAGAGGAUACGAAUAUCAAGCAAGAAGCCCCCCAUCAUGAAAACAUCAGCCUAGAGGAGGAGAACUUCAAUCGAGAGGAGCGCACUGAUGAUGAAGAAGAGAACAUCAAACAAGAAGAGCAGCUCAAAAAUAUUGGGAAAAUUACGAAUCAAGAAAAGGAGGUCAGCGAUAAAGAGGAGGUGAUUAUCAUUCAAGAAGAGGAGCUAAACAAUAAAGAAGAGGAGAUCAUCAGUCAAGAAGAGGAGGUUAAUAAUAAAGAGGAGAAGAUCAUCAGUCAAAAAGAGGAGAUUAAUAGUAAAGUGGAGAAGAUCAUCAGUCAAGAAGAUGAGGUUAAUAAUAAAUCGAAAGAGAUCAUUAAUCAAAAAGAGGAGGUUAAUAAUAAAGAGGAAAAGAUCAUUAAUCAAGAAGGAAAGGUCAACAAUAAAGAGGAGAUCAUCAGUCAAGAAGAGAGGGACUAUAAAGAGGAGGAGCUCAUUAAUGAAGAAGAGGAGGUCAACAAUAAAGAGGAGAAUAUCAUCAAUCAAGAAAUAAUGGUCCACAAUAAAGAGGAGGAGAUCAUCAGACAAGAAGAGGAGGUUACUAAUAAAGAAGAGGAGAUCAUCAGACAAGAAGAGGAGAUUAAUAAUAAAGCGGAAAAGAUUAUCAGUCAAAAAGAGGAGGUUAAUAGUAAAGAGGAGGAGAUCAUCAGUCAAAAAGAGGAGGUUAAUAAUAAAGAGGAGAAGAUCAUCAGACAAGAAAAGGAAGUUAAUAAUAGAGCGGAAGAGAUCAUUAAUCAAGAAGAGGAGAUUAAUAAUAAAGUGGAAAAGAUAAUCAGUCAAGAAGAGGAGGUUACUAAUAAAGAAGAGGAGAUCAUCAGACAAGAAGAGGAGAUUACUAAUAAAGAGGAGAAGAUCAUCAUACAAGAAGAGGAGGUUACUAAUAAAGAAGAGGAGAUCAUCAGACAAGAAGAGGAGAUUACUAAUAAAGAGGAGAAGAUCAUCAGACAAGAAGAGGAGGUUACUAAUAAAGAGGAGAAGAUCAUCAGACAAGAAGAGGAGGUUACUAAUAAAGAAGAGGAGAUCAUCAGACAAGAAGAGGAGGUUAAUAAUAAAGAGGAGGAGAUCAUCAAUCAAGAGGAUGGGGUUAACUAUAAAGAGGUGGAGCUCAUGAAUGAAGAAGAGGUCAACAACAAAGAGGAAAAGAUCAUCAAUCAAAAAAUAAAGGUCAACAAUAAAGAGGAGGAGCUUGUCAAUCAAGAGGAGAUUAAGAAUAAAGAGAACAAGAUCAUUAUUCAAAAAGAGGAGGUCAACAAAAUAGAAGAAGAGAUCAUCAAUAAAGAAACAAGGGUUAACGAAGAGGAGAUAAUCAAUCAAGAAAAAAGGGUUGAAAAUAAGGAGGAAGAUAUUAUAAAUCAGGAAAAGGAAGUCGACAUCAAAGAGGAGAUAAACAUCUAUCAAGAAAAUGUGGUUAACAAUAAAGAGAAUGAGAUUAUGAAAGAAGAGGAGCUCAAUAAUAGGGAGAAGAACACUGUUCAAGAGGAGGAGAUCAUUAAUAAGGAUGAGGGAAAUGUCGAUCUAGAGGAAAAUAUAAUCAGUUAUGAGAAAGAAAAUAGUCAACAGAACCUCAGCCAUGAGAGGGAGAUCAAUGAUGAAGAGAAGAUCAAUCAUGAUGAAGAAAUCACCACUCAUGAAGGAAAGGAAAUCACCAGUCUAGAAGAGGAGAGCAUAAGUCAAGAGGGUGAGAAAUUUACCAACAAAGGAAAUGCAAAUCAAGAGACAGAAAACCUCCACCAAGAGAACAUUAAUCAAGAGAAGAAAAUCAUCUAUAAUAAGGAGGAGGGCAUUAACGAAUGCAAUGCAAAGCCAUCAAACCUCAAUCAGGAGAGCAUUUUUGCAGAGCAGGAGAAGAUCAACCAUGAACAGCUCACAAUCAGUCAUGAGACAGAGAAAAAAAUAGGUCAACAGAACAUAAAGCAAGAGGAGGAGAACAUAAUUGAAGUAGAGGAGAACAUCAGACAUGAGGAGGAGGUAGCCAAUAAGGAAGAAAGCAUUAGUAAAGAAGAUGACCUUUCAGAUGAAGUUGAUAACAUCAUUCAAGAGAACAUAAAGAACAAGACACAGAGCCUCAGUCAAGAAAAUGGGGACUUCAAUAAAGACCAGAGCAGCCAAGAAGAUGAAAGUACCAGUAUACAAAAUGGGAAUGCCAAUAAAGAGGACGCCAAGCCAGAGGAAGCCACACCUCAAGAGAAAGGGGACACCACUCAAGAGAAGGAGAACAUCAAUGAGGAAGAGAGAACCAGUCAAGAAAAGGAGAGCAGCAGGCAAGAAACAGAAAACAUUAAAGAGGGAGAAAAUACCAGACAAGAGGAGGGGAACAUUAGUAAAGAAACCCUCAAUCAAGAAGAGGAAAAGAUCAACCAAGAGAAGGUGGAACAAAUCAGUGAAGAGAAAGUGGAUACACUAAAAGAAGCAAUAAUAGAAAACAUGCAAAAUGCCGUUAUUCCAGCAUCAGAAUCUAUCUCUAAAGACUUUCUCGGCCAUCAUCAGGAGAACAAUUUGGACAUUUCCGAAUCAUCAGAUCUAGAAGAAUAUUUCUGGGGCUCUAAAAUAAAACAUUUUGAUGACAAACUGAGGGAAUUAAAUCUGGUGAAGUACCGGACAUCAAAGCUCAGUCUUAUGGAAGUUCUGAAGAUUGGUCAAGAAAAUCUUAAGAACACUGUCCCCCAGAGGAUGGAGGACAUACCCUGGCGAUUCCUACAGAGCCUCAUGUCCUUAAACAGUACAGCAAGAAACACGCGGCUUAAUCAUUCACUGUAUACAAGACAAAACACAAUGCAAGAUGAAGAAUUGGAUUUUAUGGAAGAUAUAGACAUGUCAACUUCCAUUCAUCCUCUGGAUGUUCUUUGUCUUCUUCUGAAUAGUUCAGAUAGUUUUCUGCAACAAGAGAUUGUGACUAAAAUGUCCAUGUGCCAGUUUGCACUUCCUUUUCUGCUUCCUGCCGGGGAAGGGUUUCAUAUAACUUUCAUGCUGUGGGCAAUGAGGGACAUUGUGAAAAGAUGGCGACCUCAAUCAUUAGCAAACAUUAAAGGAUGCAAGGAAGACAACUUGGUCAAUAUACCCAUGCCUGUUUUCUCAUUUGCUAGACUGGGAAGGUGUAAUCUUUCAAAAUCCAGAAUUCUAAAUCAAAUCCUAAGUCCAGUCCAACAACAUCAUGAUAUUUUUGUCCAUCAGAACAUGGAAGGGGCAAAUAUGGCAAGGGAAGUCUCUGAUGGUUUGGUGGAAAUCUCCUGGUUCUUUCCCGGAGGAAGUGAACUCUUAGACCUGUUUCCGGAACCAGUCGCGGUGACAAAUCUCCGGGGUGAUCUAGAAUCUAACUGGACUCAAUUCAACUUUCUAACAAAAGUAUCCUCAGCUGUAUUCAUAUUUAUUGAGACUAUGGAUGAUCAAAGCUAUAGCAUUCUAUCCAACAUUGAAGAAUCAAACACAAACUACUUCAUAAUCCUUGCUCCUUCUUCAAGAUGUAUAAGCGUAGAGACCCAGAACCACAUAAAGAUGUUAUACCCCAUCUUGAAAAUCAACAGAAAAAAUGUUCUGGUGAAGAACAACUCCAUUAACGAUGCAGAACUGGUGAAGAAACUGCAGCUGAUUAUCUCAGAUUUAAUUAAAUCUUCCCCUUAUUACAUCGCCCUGGAGGAGAUGUCUCACAUAGCCGCAGAUCUAGGCAUAUGCAUUGACGAGGGUUCAGAAGAACAACAAAAUACAAGGACACUUGCGCUGGAAAUUACCAAGAAUGUGAAAGAUGUUGUGCAGUACAAGAAUGAGACAAUGGUACUACAAGGAGAAUAUUGGAAACAGUUGGCCAGAAUCGAAAAGGAAAUGUGUCGAAUGAAAGGACUGGGUAGUGAGAAAGCAGAGGAUUACAGAGCCAAGCUAAUAAAGAAGUGUGCCGGCCUAAGGAGGAAACAAAGCGAGUGCAGUAUGCCUGAUGGAAUACUCACAUUUAUAGCUGCACUCAACAACCUGCCACGUAUUGAGAAACAUUAUUUUUUGAAGUGGAUGAAACUCUACCUCGAUUCAGUCACUAGAAAUCAUCUUUCAGCACUCCAAGCUGAGUACAAGGAGCAGUACUUUAAAGUUAACCCCAACGUAGAAAGACUGAAGGAACUAGAUCAAAUCAUGAUGAACAGCUCACUAGGAGUAGAACAUUUCAUUCGAGAAGUUGGCCAGUUUUAUGAAGCGGAGCACUUCCUCGCAGAUGGAUGUACAAAUAAUCAAGAGCUUCAUAAGCUACCAAGUAUUGCUGCUGAUCUAUUGUUGGAUGGGUUCCCAUUGGAGCUAAUUGAUGGAGAUGCCUCAAACAUCCCCAUGCAGUGGAUAACUGAUGUCCUGACAGAGUUGGACGCCAAGACAGGGGGACAAUGCAGAAUUAAAGUGAUAACUGUACUGGGAGUUCAAAGUACUGGGAAAUCCACCCUUCUCAACACCAUGUUUGGUCUGCAGUUUCCAGUGGCCAGUGGGCGGUGUACACGAGGGGCCUUCAUGACUCUCCUAAAAGUGAAAAACAACUUAGUGGAUGACCUUGGGUGUGAAUUAAUUCUUGUAAUUGACACAGAGGGUCUGAAAGCUCCUGAGUUGGCUUCUGUUGAAGACAGUUAUGAGCACGACAACGAGUUAGCAACCUUUGUGGUUGGGUUGAGCGACAUUACUAUAAUUAACAUGGCCAUGGAAAAUACUGCAGAAAUUAAAGAUAUUUUGCAGAUAGUGGUCCAUGCAUUUCUGAGGAUGAAAGAAAUAGGUAAGAAGCCCAACUGCCAGUUUGUUCAUCAAAAUGUUAGCGAUGUGUCUGCUCAUGACAAGAACAUGAGAGACAGGCAGAAACUCCUGGAACAGUUAGAUGAAAUGACCAAAGUAGCUUCUAGAAUGGAAGAAAAAAGUAACAUGGCCAAGUUUUCAGAUGUCAUGGACUACGAUAUUGAGAAGCACAGCUGGUAUAUUCCAGGAUUUUGGCACGGAGUUCCACCAAUGGCUUCAGUAAAUACUGGGUACAGUGAAAAAAUGUUUGAACUAAAGAGGCAACUAUUUGAAACCAUGAAAAGGCAGCUAGAGUCCAGAAGUCCUCAGAGUAUAUCUGAUUUUAUCAAAUGGAUAAAGAGUUUGUGGAAUGCGGUGAAGUACGAGAAAUUUAUUUUUAGCUUCAGAAACAGCUUGGUGGCCGAGGCCUACAAUCAACUAUCAAUAAAAUACUCAGAACUGGAGUGGAAUUUCCGAAAGAGAAUGCACACGUGGAUUAACGAGGCUGAAAAUGAGAUCUUUAAUCAGCCGGCUUCAGAACUUGAAACUGAAAUUUGGGCUGGCAUUAAAGAGGACAUGUAUCAAGUUUUACAAGAAGAAGAGAAAGUCAUGCUGGAAGCCCUGGAAGAAUACUUUGAGAGCGGGAACAAAUACGUGCACCUUGUAGAGAGAUACAGGGAAGAUUUCUUUAGGAGUGCAACAACCCUUAAGAAUGAAGUUGAAGACAAUUUAACUGUCAAAUGUGAAGAAGCGAUCCGCAUACAGAAAGGAAGACAUGAAAUACAGUUUGUUCAGAACAGCUAUCUGAGGAUCAUUGAAGAGAAAGCCACCAGCCUCUUGGACAACUGCAAAAAUGCAAAACAUCAGCUUAGCAACGAGGAACUAAAAUCUGAGUUUGAGGUCAUGUGGAAUAAAACAAUAUCCGUGUUACAGUUUAGCAGUUUAAAAAAGCACAACAUCAGCCAAGAAAUGAUCGACCAACUCAGGAAAGACAUGAGGCACAAAGCGGGUUACAUUAAUGAAAAGCUGAAUGAAGUAAAAAAUUUAGAUGACUAUGGACAAAACGGGCUGGACUUGGAUAAGAAAUACACUCAGAGCAGUUGGUAUGAAAACAUGCCGGAAGUGAAAAAUGAGGAAUACUGGAAUAAGGUGAGCAGUCUUGUGACUUCUUUGAAAGAGCAGUGCAAUCGCUACGUAACAGAGCAAGUAAACACAAUGAAAGAUUACGAUCAAACAUAUUGCCAAGAACUUCUAAAUGUUGUUAACGAAAGACUCAAUGAGGAGGUGGUCAGGAGUCUUCAUCUCACGCCAUUGUUCGAGCUGGAUCUGAAGCUUCUCCUACUGGGUCAGGCUGCCCCGGUCUUCCAGAAGAAGCACAAUAUUUUUUUCCAGGAAAAUAAUAUGAAGUCCUACCUUGAUAAAAUAAAACCUCAGUACUUCUCCACAUUUAAGAAUGUCUACCAAAAGAAAGACGAGUCUAAAGUCAGAGCCCAGAGAUUCUGUGAGGUGUGCCUAAAGCCGGCUCUUACAGACUAUGUGUUCAAACAUUUGGGUGGUGAAAUUGUGAACGACGUACUAACCAGCAGAGAUUCGAUCAGGUACAGCAGUAGAACCUUCUUCCAAUACACUUUGCUCGAAGAGCUUUUGGAAGACCACGAUUUCACCCGUUACAUAAAAUACAACAGUCAAUACGAGAUCUUUGUAAAAAACUGGAUAGUCAAAUUUAUUACCAACAAAUACAAGGAUUCCACCUCCCUUGAAACGUUAAAGUCAAAUAUUCUUGCCUGCGUCAUGAAAAAGGUAAGGCAAACCCUAAAGGAUCCAAGAGUACGAGAAACACCUAAUGUUUCCCAGUGCUUAAAAACAUUUUGCGCAAUAUUAAAGAAAGAUUUGGUCAUUGUGCAGAACGAGAUGAAAGUAAUUACGUUUCAGAACAAUGCGAGUCCUGUCCAGUUUUCGGUUGACAUUGGAGAGUUCCUGGAAGGUGCCGAGAAAGAAAUUAUCACCGAAAUCAAACACUUCACUAUUGAGUAUGUGCUGAACAAGAAAACCUUUAAACCACAAGAUGUAUUGUUUAUGAAGGUCUUUGGAUGUGGUAAGCAGUGUCCAUUCUGUAAAGCCCCCUGUGAGGCCGGGGCCGCUAAUCACAAGGAGCACUUUGCAUCGGUCCAUCGGCCUCAAGGUUUAGGAACGUACCGCUGUACAGAAUCCAAAGCUCUCUCGCAUUCGAUAUGCACCACCGAUGUGGUCGGAAACACGACGUUCCUAAAUUCAGACACUGACUGGAAGCCAUGUCUUUACAAAGAAUACCGCAAAAUUUAUCCCGAUUGGACAAUACAGCCCGAUGCCACCAUUGGAGCCUCCAAUUACUGGAAAUAUGUCUUCAAGGAGUUUAUUAAACAGUUUUCAGAUUACUACAAUGGAAAGCCAGCUACCCUACCAGAGGACUGGUAUAAAAUCACCAAAGAACAAGCUCUUCAAAACCUAAAGGAAUCUUUCAAUAUGAACUAAAUUGCAUAUUAUCUGAUUGUAGGUUCCAAUGAAACACAGGACAAAUAACAUGGGACUAAAUAAACAAAGUAAAGAAGAGCCUAUCAGGUCAAGUAGGUUCUUUUUUCAUCCUGGCAAUUCGUAAGUACACAGGUCAAUCUGGACUGUAAGACCCCGUGGCUGCUCGUAGCCUGGUACGCUAGUGAAGGUGAAUAAUUCUAGGCCAUCAGUCUCACUGCAGUUUAAUUACACACACCAGUCAUUCAACGAGAAAUAAUUCACACCCUACUAAUACCCAACCACAGUUUACAGCAUAGGAAUGAUAUCUUGAGGAGAAAGUGGCAAGAGGUUGCGGUACCCGACUCUGGAAGCCGUGAAAUAUCGGCGGUGAUAAAACGACAUAAAACUCAAAUUAAAUAGAACACGUGGACAGAAAAUGUGAAUUGUGUGGAAAAAUGUCAACCCUACAACCACCAGCUUCUAUGAACAAUUCUGAGAUGUUAUAUAUUCCUUGUAUGUGACAUACUAAUGGUCGUGGUUGCACAGUGCUCAAACUCUUCACUCAAAAAAAAAAAAUCAAAAGCGAAUAGGAACAUCCAAACUGAAGCCUGAGUCUAGAGAUAUGGCAAGAGGAUCUUGCUGUUUUAGGUUUUCUAAGACAUAAUGAAAGUGAAACAAAAACAAUCUUUUUGUGGACUGAUCCUUUAAAGAUGAUGUAAUUUAUCAAAAAAAUAUUUUAAUAUUUUUUUAAAAAUAUGCUCUGUAACACUGAGUGAGGUCAGACAAUAAGUCUAAUACAUAAGUGUAUUCAAGGCAACGCCCCCCAAUAUCUAUGCGAAAAAAUAAAAGCCCAUAACCCCAAUCGCA